Messenger RNA from Ostrea edulis (European flat oyster), 2117 nucleotides. RefSeq names its product deformed epidermal autoregulatory factor 1 homolog. The record is from RefSeq and is a predicted model, not a curated record. Gene Ontology annotation, biological process: positive regulation of transcription by RNA polymerase II. Bases 218 to 1753 code for a protein of 511 amino acids. The transcript has 9 exons. Lineage: Eukaryota; Metazoa; Mollusca; Bivalvia; Ostreida; Ostreidae. Gene Ontology annotation, molecular function: DNA-binding transcription activator activity, RNA polymerase II-specific; RNA polymerase II cis-regulatory region sequence-specific DNA binding.
AUCAAACGUACUUUUCCGCCAUUACUCGUAAAAGAACGGAUAACUUCGUUAUUGUCUAGAAAACGUGGAAGUCUACAGAAUUUCUCAUAUGAACCAUGUGAUCAAAGCUGGGGCUGGACUUGUGCUUCAUCAAAUAUAUAGAAUCAAGUCUGAAAAUGCUUCCCAGGAGUUAAUGUAAUGAAAAUGCGUUUGUCAAUAUUUCCGUGAUCUUUCCGUAAUGUCAGAAGUCGACAUUUCCGAAGAACUUCCGAAUGGAGACGACUCGGCUUUUACAGACGAUCAUCAACAACCUAACGCAGGUGGUGAUGCUGGCAGCACGGUAAAUGCCGAGAGUCCCUCAAUCAAUCACCAGGCCAUACCAUCACAACUCUACGUCGCAACGACACAAGGACUGGUUUCAGCUGAUCAAAUACAAGAGGAAAUCAAAACCACUCAUAUCGUCAUCCAUGAUCAGACUUUCGAGUCCGGGUUGAAAACUCCCACCACCCCCCUUCCCCCUCCCACUCCGGCAACCCCCCACAGCAGGGAGAAGGGGUUUAAAUACACGUGGGACGAAUCUGUACAGGGCAAUAUCCUGCCAGUGAGAUGCAAAAAUUCCAACGGGGAGCUUUACAAAAAUAAAUUCGGUUCAGGAGGAAGAGGACGAUGUAUAAAGAGUGAUGGGGUCUGGUUUACUCCGAAUGAAUUCGAGGCCCGUAGUGGGCGUGCCAGCAGCAAAGAUUGGAAACGGAGCAUUCGAUAUGGUGGCCGGACGCUGCAGUGUCUGAUUGAGGAUGGCGUGUUGCAGCCGCAUGCAACUUCCUGCACGUGUGCUGCAUGUUGCGACGAUGAGUCUGUCACUGGUCCUGUGCGAUUAUUUGUUCCCUACAAAAGGCGGAAGAAAGACAGUGAGAGUGGUCCCCCCUCACCACCUUUGUCGUCUCCGCUGCCAAUUAAGAAGCAGAGAAUCAACUCUGUGAAAUCGCCCGCCCCUCAACCAUCACAGUCCAUCACGAACGCCACAUCACCUGCAUCCCUGACUACUCUUGUACCGACCACAAACAUCAGCAAGGACCCUGGGGCUGUCAUGGUUUCCAUUGGUGGUCAGACCCACACAGCCCAGCCCAUCAAAGUGACCACAUCAGAGGGAGAAACUAUGCAGAUGCAGAUCCUGACAACAGCAGACAAUCUUGGGACAUUCCUGACAACAGGAGGUCAAAAUGUUAGAGGACAAAGUAACCAGUUUAUAUAUGGUCAAGGACACCAGCUGACAAAUGAUGCUGUUGUUAUGGCACCCAUUUCUGAUGUGAAGAAUACCAACGGUGGGAUGACAAAUGCAGCAAUUUUGUCCGUACCGGACAUGUCAGAGCAGAGGCAAUGGUGGCAAUUGGAGGAGUUGGCCAACAAUAUGUUGCUACAGGCUCAGCAGCUGAAGACAAUGAUCGAGCAGUCAAAACAACAGACACAGCUGUUCAGGGAUGCAGCUGUUCAGCAGGUCAAGACUCAAAUGGAGAAAGAAAAACAAGAGGCCUUAAAUGCCCUGAAACUGGAGCACCAGGUGAACCUAUCUCGCGCACUUAUGGCUGAGCGAGCACAGCGUCAGAUAGCUGUCCAGCAAGCUGUGGCCAAUAGCAGGUCCGACGUUAAAGACAAUAUGGAUAUCACGGUGGUAUCGUGUGAUUCCUGGUCAUCGGAAAACGGUCAGCAAGCAUCAAGCAAUGUAGUAGAAACGAUCCUAGUGACUGAGGUGGAUUCUGAAAAGGAAAAAGAAUAGGUGAAAAUGUUCUCUUUUGUCACAGAUGAAGUCGCAUACUUUAUUUUAUUAUGUUUUUUUUAACAUACCAUUGUUAGUAUUGUUCUAUAUCAAUCAUGUGACCUUUUCUCAUGUUUUAGUUACUCUCAUAGUUUCUGCAUUUGUGUAUGGUUUGAUUAUACGUUUUGAAUAAGUUCAUCUUUUCCACAUUGGACUAUUUAUGUAUACCGUGACACACAUUGGACUAUUUAUGUAUACCGUGACACACAUUGUGUCUUUAAGCACCUGAUAUUGUGUACAUAGUCAAUUAUGUUAAAACUGUAUCAACUUCAUAUUCCAUACAAUGUGCAUUUCAUAAUUUUUAACAAUAAAUAAAUCAAAGUUA